AGUGGUGAGUCCAUUGUCGCGACGAUUCUGAUGGUUCUGCGUGAGCUUUAUGCAAUAGCAAUACCAUAUUUUCCGCGCACGUGCAAAAUGCGACAGUUUUACUCAGGCUGGAACGCUUGUCAUGCUGACUUCUAGGACCGGAGGGCAGGCAAGUUUUGUUAUGCAGCGAUUCCGCAUUUGUACGUGUACAGGAAAUUAUUCAAGUUUCCUGUGGAUAAGCUUGCCAGCAAUUACAUACACGCGCCGCCGG
Amoebophrya sp. A120 is the source of this 250-nucleotide messenger RNA. The record is from the annotation of a GenBank genome assembly. Lineage: Eukaryota; Dinophyceae; Syndiniales; Amoebophryaceae.